AAGUAAAGUUCACUGGCUGACACUUAAAUGACUAACAGCUCUUCCCACUGCAAAUGCAGUGAGAAGCGAUCUUUUCCAGCAGCCAAUCCUAUUUUCCGCUUCCAGAGAACUAUCUUCAAGCUAUUGCUUGAACUGACAGUGUCUCGUAUAAAUCAACAUGGAAAGGAAUCUUAAGAAUGUUCUUGUCAUUUCUUUUGGAUUUUUACUUUUAUUUACGGCUUACGGCGGGCUUCAGAGUCUGCAGAGCAGCCUCAACUCUGAAGAAGGCCUGGGCGUUGCCUCACUGAGUGUUCUCUAUGCUGCUCUUAUCAUCUCUUCUAUGUUUCUACCUCCAUUCCUAAUUGAGAAGCUGGGCUGCAAAUGGACCAUAGCAUGCUCUAUGUGCUGUUACAUCGCAUUCUUCUUGGGCAACUUCUAUUCCAGCUGGUACACACUGAUCCCUACUUCUGUGAUCCUGGGCCUAGGGGGAGCCCCACUCUGGUCUGCCAAAUGCACUUACCUGACAAUUGCUGGCAAUUCAUAUGCCCAGAAAGGAGGGAAAAUUGGAAGAGAUAUCAUCAACCAGUAUUUUGGGGUCUUCUUUCUCAUAUUUCAGUCCUCCGGAGUCUGGGGAAAUCUUAUUUCCUCUCUGGUAUUGGGGCAGUCUCCCCAACAAGUGGAAAUCUCAGAAGAAGACCUGAAAUGUUGUGGAGCAUAUGACUGCAUAACAGCUGCUGCAAAUAACACCACUGCAUUUAAGAAGCCAGAAAUGACCUUAGUCUACACCAUGUUGGGUAUCUACACUGGUAGCGGCAUCCUGGCUGUGUUGCUGAUUGUUACAUUUCUGGAUCAGAUUAAAGCCAAUGAAGUGGAAAGUGAAAAGGAAACAAUGAAGAAAGAGUCCCCUUUGUCCUUGGUCCUAGCAACUUUCAGGCUUCUUAAAGAUAAGAGACAAUGUUUCCUUAUCCCAUUGACAAUGUGGAGUGGGUUUGAACAGGGAUUUCUUGCUGGUGAUUAUACAAAGUCCUAUGUGACCUGUUCCCUGGGAAUACAUUUUGUCGGUUAUGUGAUGAUCUGUUUUGCAGCUACAAAUUCGCUCUGUUCUAUGCUCUUUGGGAAAAUUUCCCAGUUCACUGGAAGAAAAGUCUUGUUUUCAUUUGGUACACUUAUAAACCUUUCCUGUAUAAUAGCCCUAUUGCUGUGGAAACCUCGCCCUUCACAGUUUGCUGUGUUCUUCAUAUUUCCUGCUCUUUGGGGCAUGGCUGAUGCCAUCUGGCAGACGCAAACUAAUGCUCUCUAUGGAGUUUUAUUUGAGAAGAACAAGGAAGCUGCUUUUGCUAACUAUCGUCUCUGGGAAUCACUGGGAUUUGUCAUAGCCUUUGGAUACAGCACAUUCUUACAGGUCUACAUUAAACUGUAUGUCUUAUUGUCUGUCCUGGUGAUGUCCAUGGUGGGGUAUGGAAUAGUUGAGUAUAUGGAAUCAAAGGAGUCUCCUAGACCACCCACCCCAGUAUCGAAAGAAAUAACAGGAGCCCCAGCCCAAGAAACACCCCUGUAACCCAAAGGAUCAGGGUAGUGAAGACAAGUCACCUCACUGCAACAGGUUUUUAAAAGGAGAUUCCAAGGUGCUCAAUCAAUUUUUAGGAAGAAUUUAAAAGAACUGAUUUUUUUUCAGGGUCAGUGCAGUAUAAAUACAUA
This is a messenger RNA of Alligator sinensis (Chinese alligator), 1677 nucleotides long. RefSeq names its product unc-93 homolog A (gene UNC93A). The coding region runs from base 158 to 1537 and encodes 459 amino acids. The record is from RefSeq and is a predicted model, not a curated record. The transcript is spliced from 8 exons. NCBI's taxonomy places the organism in Eukaryota, Metazoa, Chordata, Crocodylia, Alligatoridae.